Zingiber officinale is the source of this 1407-nucleotide messenger RNA. RefSeq names its product transcription factor SPATULA-like. NCBI's taxonomy places the organism in Eukaryota, Viridiplantae, Streptophyta, Magnoliopsida, Zingiberales, Zingiberaceae. Gene Ontology annotation, cellular component: nucleus. The transcript is spliced from 7 exons. Gene Ontology annotation, molecular function: protein dimerization activity. The record is from RefSeq and is a predicted model, not a curated record. Bases 124 to 1071 code for a protein of 315 amino acids.
GUAUGCGAGCUUCAAUCUCCACUUCAAUUCCCUUCCUUCUCUCUCUCUCUCUCUCUCUCUCUACCGUAAUCAUACCCUGCGAGCCUGAGGCGGGACUGGAGAGGUGACCUGCACUGCGCCGUUAUGGAUGGCCAUACCUACUUCCCAGAUAGCCACGAAGAGAUCUCCUCCUUGCUGGGCCGCCUCCCUUCUUCCUCCUCCUCCCGCGAGCAGAUGACGCUGGGGGCGGCCUCGGCUGGCCAUUUGGGGGCCGAGAGGCGGAAGUCGUUGACGGAUCAGGAGUUGGACUCUCUCGACUGCGACCUCGAGGAUGCCGCGGAGGUGUCCGACGAUCCGGCGAAGGUGCCGCCGACGCGGAGCUCCAGUUCGAAGAGAAAUAGAGCGGCGGAAGUGCAUAACUUGUCCGAGAAGAGAAGGAGAAGUAGAAUCAAUGAGAAGAUGAAGGCUUUGCAGAGUCUGAUUCCUAAUUCUAGCAAGACUGAUAAGGCAUCCAUGCUUGAUGAAGCUAUUGAGUAUCUGAAGCAAUUGCAGCUGCAAGUACAGAUGCUUUCAAUGAGGAAUAGCCUUAAUCAACAUCCAUUGUACUUGCAUGGAGCUUUGCAGCCUCUGCAGACCAUGCAAUUGGCCUCAAACAAUGGUCUGGAUGCUGAACGAGCAAUGGCUACGGGACUAGAAAUGCUGCCCCUGAACCAAGGUUCAUCUGUUUCGAACUCAUUUAAUCUACCAACAUCAUCUCAUCUAUCUGCAUUCCCACCCAGUGCUAUCAACAUGACCAGACCAGAGACUUCCUUUGCAAUGGAGUCUUCACAGUCCCACCCUGGAUCUUUUCUAUUCCCUGUAUCUAUUGAGGAUAUUUUGACCAGAGAAGGCAUACCACAUCAGCAAUCCGAGGCUAGGCAUUUCGCACAGAAUCACACAGGUACCAUUGCUUCCCAACUUUCCAGGGGCCAACCAUCCUCAAUGGUGGUUGCGGACCUUGCCCAGAAAUGCACGUUGGGUACAGUGAGAUCAGAAGAUUUCAUAUCCGGAGAGACAGAAAAGGAGAAACUCAUCCAGCAUUUGCCUCAGUAAUUUCAAUUCACUUUUCUUGCUGGCAUUGCCCAGAACUUGUGGCGAUUGUCCCUUCACCUGCCUAGCACAGGGAUAAACUUACAUAGUGCUGAUACAAAGAUGUUACCCGAAGAUUACACCAAUUUGGCAAUAGCAUGUUUUGCUCUCUUAUGGCUAGCUAUUGGCUCUCAAAUAUGUAGCAAAAUAUGACGACACACCCAACACUUUGCAGGCCAAUGUUUUGUUCGAUUGGGAAAAAAAAGCGAAAACAAAUUAGACCUGUAAAUGCGGUCGUGUUUCUUUGGUAAUAUGCAGCAUAACGUCUUGUUAAUAGUACAAGGUCCUCACUUGUGGCAA